AUGAAAUUACAGGAACAAAUUCCCGUAUACCCCCGAACCAGUCAGCCAGCCGCUCUUUCUCCGCAAACGGUGGUACCGCCAGUUGCGGUGGCGGCAUCACCAAUGCAAGCUGGAAUGCCCUCGCCUGGAUAUGUACCAGCAGUACCAGCACCCGGAUAUGUACCAGCAGUACCAGCACCCGGAUAUGUACCAGCAGUACCAGCACCCGGAUAUAUACCAGGACCCGGAUAUAUGCCAGGACCACCAGGACCCGGAUAUAUGCCAGGACCACCAGGACCCGGAUAUAUGCCAGGACCACCAGGACCCGGAUAUUAUCCAAACAGACCACCACCACCAGGACAUUCAUACGGAUCCACCAGAAUUAGGGUUCGCGGCGGACCACGAAGCCAUGGUAUCUCGCCGGGUGCAGCCGCUGGCAUCGGUGCUGCCGGCCUCGCCGCUGGUGGCCUUGCUGGUCUCGCCGGAGGCACGAUGUUAGGCCGACAUUGGCACGAUGAACUUAAUCAACAAGGCUCACCCGACGAACAGCCCGACGAACACUCCGACGAUGACCCCGAUCGUAUUUUAGACCAAGACGCAAAUGUUGUUGAAGAAGAUCCUGAUCGCCUUUAUACUGGUGAUGAAGAUCAGAUCGGGAUUGAUGAUGAUGGCCACAACGCUAUGGACGACAGUGAUGAUGGGGGCUAUGAUGAUGGAGGCUAUGAUGAUGGAGGCUAUGAUGAUGGAGGCUAUGAUGAUGGGGGCGAUGAUGAUGGGGGCUUUGAAGAUGGGGGCUUUGAUGGUGGGAGUGGUGAAGACAACGUGACUUUGUGA
This is a messenger RNA of Hyposmocoma kahamanoa, 813 nucleotides long. Its product is annotated as translation initiation factor IF-2-like. Lineage: Eukaryota; Metazoa; Arthropoda; Insecta; Lepidoptera; Cosmopterigidae. Bases 1 to 813 code for a protein of 270 amino acids. The transcript is spliced from 5 exons. The record is from RefSeq and is a predicted model, not a curated record.